AUGUCUUCCCAAAACUCCGGUUCCAGCUCCGGCUCCACUGGUGGCAGCAGUGGCAGUGGCAGCGGCUACACCAUCAACUCGAGCGGCACCAACUCGCAGGGCAACCACUACUGCUCUCGCGACUACGGCUCUUCUGCUUCCAACAGCAACUCGUACCAUUACAGCAACACUGACGGGAGCUACUACUAUUCCAACCCCAACGGAUCCACGUACUACAACGACGGGCAGGGUGGCUCUACUUACACGGCUCCAGGCGGGAAAGGCAAAUAG
Molecule: messenger RNA, 270 nt
Organism: Cercospora beticola
Lineage: Eukaryota; Fungi; Ascomycota; Dothideomycetes; Mycosphaerellales; Mycosphaerellaceae
Source: RefSeq, a predicted model, not a curated record